UAUUUCAUUAUAUUCUAUAGAUGCGCGAUGUGAUGUCAACAAUGUGCAUGUAAGAUGUAAUUUGUGCCUUUUACGUUGCACAUGUUAGUGGAAAUGUGCAUAUUUUAUUAUUGCUUCUCUGCUGAUGGCGUGAUUCUGUAAUUUUCGAUUUAUUACCAAUUGUGACAAGAUCGAAAUAACAUGGCUGGCCAGCAACAUCCAUUCCCAUCUGGGUUCCCUAGUGUACAACAAUCUGCAAUGAGAACGCAGUUUGGCGGAGGACAGAUGGUAUCUGGCUUAAUGGGGCCACAACAAGGUAGUAUGGUAAAUCCACAACAAUUUGGAGUUGGUGUAGGAGUCGGAGUUGGUAUAGGUGGAGUAGGCUCCAAUACUAUGGGUAUGCCCAGUGCUCAACAAGUAUUGGCACAACAGCAACAACAACAGCAGUCAGUUGCAAUGCAACAACAAGUACAACAGAUGCAACAGCAACAAUUACAAUUACAACAACAGCAACAAGCUGCAAUGGUACAACAGAGUAAUCAAGCAAGCAACCAAGCUACAACACCACAAACUCCUGUUCCACCUACGCAACCACCACCUCAACAACAACAACACAAUAAAGAAUUUAACACUGCUAGUUUAUGCAGAUUUGGUCAAGAAACUGUACAAGACAUUGUUAGUCGCACCCUGGAAGUCUUCCAAACAUUAAGAGUUCUUCAACCCCCAAAUGGCAUGGCACAAGGUGCAAAUUUAGCUAAUGAAAAAAAGAAUAAAGUACAGGAUCAAUUAAAGACACUUAAAUUAUUAUUUAGACGUUUGAGAGUAAUUUAUGAAAAAUGCAAUGAAAACUGUCAACUUCAAGGUAUGGAAUAUACGCAUAUAGAAAGUCUAAUUCCUUUAAAAGAAGAAUGGGAUAUGAAAUCCGAUGAGAAAAAGACUUCUGAAGCCUACAGACUUGCUUGUGAGGAAAGCAAGGAAAUCAUGGAACAAGUGGUAUUAAAAAAUAGACAUCUCAAGGAAAUCAUUGAUCACUUAAGACGUAUUAUUUCGGAAAUAAAUACAAUGUUAAAUAUGCGUCGUUCGUGAAUUGUAAAAUGUAAAUAAAUAUUUAUAUAAGUUACUAAAAAAAAA
Messenger RNA from Bombus impatiens (common eastern bumble bee), 1110 nucleotides. RefSeq names its product mediator of RNA polymerase II transcription subunit 30. Gene Ontology annotation, biological process: positive regulation of DNA-templated transcription. Bases 181 to 1065 code for a protein of 294 amino acids. Gene Ontology annotation, cellular component: mediator complex. The record is from RefSeq and is a predicted model, not a curated record. NCBI's taxonomy places the organism in Eukaryota, Metazoa, Arthropoda, Insecta, Hymenoptera, Apidae. Gene Ontology annotation, molecular function: transcription coregulator activity. The transcript has 6 exons.